AUGACGUACACCUCUUGUAGACAUAAAAGUCAGCUGGCGUCCUCCGAAACCAAAGGGUGGCGCCGACAACGCUCGCCUCGGAUACGAAGGAAGAGAAGAGCAAGUUGUGAUGGGAUGCGACUAUGCGAGUGUGAAUGGACGCAAGAUGAGCUGCCUGCCCAACCAGUGCACACCGAACAGCAACACAGUCGUCGACUAGAUGGCUGGUUCCGUAUCCGAUUGGUUACAGGAAUGGCAGGCAUCAUGCAGGCUUAUCUGCUGCUCUGUGUGUUUGGUUCGCCGGAGGUCUCAUUGGCUCCUGAUGCAUGUCAGUCGACCCUGUCUGCUCAGACCGUCAGUCAGGCAUGCAAUGCAAAGCAAGCACCGGUCAAAUCAAAACGCACCUUUGCCGGAUAG
This is a messenger RNA of Pseudozyma hubeiensis SY62, 396 nucleotides long. Its product is annotated as mitochondrial cytochrome b2. The transcript has a single exon. The record is from RefSeq and is a predicted model, not a curated record. NCBI's taxonomy places the organism in Eukaryota, Fungi, Basidiomycota, Ustilaginomycetes, Ustilaginales, Ustilaginaceae. Bases 1 to 396 code for a protein of 131 amino acids.